CAUGGCGUAGAAAGUCAUGAAAAUAAGGAAAAUAAAUUUUCCGAAUCGAUUUCUUCCUGAAUAUUAGUUUCAUGUUGGACCCCUCUGACGCCAACACUCAUUUAUUUGAAGAGAUGUUCUCCAAGCCAAAGAAUUGGCUUUCUGGGGGUCUCUGGAGACCAAAGAAUCCCCAUUCUCUUGAACAUUUGAAAUUUCUUUAUAAUGUACUCUGCAAGAACCAAACCAUUACAGAUGCCAACAGAAGUCAGUUAGUGGAGACUUUGCGAUCAAUAUCCGAGAUUCUCAUCUGGGGAGACCAGAAUGACAGUUCAGUGUUUGAUUUCUUCCUGGAGAAGAAUAUGCUAUCCUUCUUUCUCUCCUAUAUGAGGCAAAAAUCCGGGCGGUACAUCUGUGUACAGCUCCUGCAAACGCUCAACAUUCUAUUUGAAAAUAUCAGCAAUGAGACAUCUGUUUAUUAUCUUCUUUCCAAUAACCACAUCAAUUCCAUUAUCGUACAUAAGUUUGACUUCUCAGAUGAAGAGGUCAUGGCCUACUAUAUAUCAUUCCUUAAGACGUUAUCUCUCAAGCUGAACAAGCAUACGAUACAUUUCUUUUACAAUGAACACACCAACGAUUUUGCCUUGUAUACAGAGGCGAUAAAGUUCUUCAACCACUCUGAAAGCAUGGUUAGAAUAGCAGUGAGGACAAUCACCCUUAACGUCUAUAAAGGCUAUUCUAAAGGACUUAGUGAUACUGACCCCAUGUAUAAGUAUCACCAAGAGCAUGAUGAUGAUGAUGAUGAUAACUAUGCUGCGGGGCAAUGCCACGUUGAUGACAAUUCCAUGUUGCGUUACAUCAGGGAUAAAACUGCCGCACCAUAUUUCUCAAAUCUUGUGUGGUUCAUUGGCAAUCAUAUCAUUGAACUAGACAUAUGUGUCCGGAACGAUGCAGACCACCAGAGCAGGAAUCGUCUUGCAGAUCUCGUAGCGGAGCAUUUGGAUCACCUGCACUACUUAAACGAUAUCCUCUGUCUGAGCAUUGACUGCCUUAACGACGUAUUGACGGACCAUCUCCUACACAGGCUGCUCAUACCACUCUAUGUUUACUCGCUGACCAACCGAAGGAAGUCACGUAGCGCCGCAGUAAGUUGGAAAUCAAAACGUGGCAAAAAAAACGGCCGUCCACAUGUGAGCUCUGUCGUCUCAUUAUUCCUCUUAUCUCAAGUAUUCCUGAUCAUGCACCACGCCCCUCUAGUCCGUCAGCUCGCCAAUAUCAUAUUCAACGGCGAUUUAACCGUCUCUAUGCAAGAUCCUGCAGAGUCGACCUCAACAGCGCCUAAUAGCGCGUCGAAAGUUUGCGGGUUUGUUGCACCAGAAGAGCCGCUCGCCCAGUCGCUGGAUUACAAUAGAGGAAAGGGUAAACCUAUGCGUAGGCCAAACUAUCGUAAUUCCGAUGAAGUGACCGAAUCCAGGCUGGGUAAUUCUACAUUCUAUACUUCUGAUGACACCCACUUGGACGACAGUUCUUCUCCAUCCACUGAUGAAGCAAGCGAUGGUGGUCCAGAUGGAGAUCCUGACCUUGCCAGUCCAAACCAGAACUCAACUGAUGAGGAGAAAUUACUGACUGCUGGUGCUUCUGCGGCUGCUCCACCAUUGACAGCGGAGCAGAGGCAGGCGGACUUCACGUUAACAAAUAGACCAUACCUCGAGGCAGUCUACAACGCCCUCGAGUGCCAAGACAAUGACUAUGAGACACUCCAUGGCCUCUGUCUGCUCUAUGCCAUGGGUCAUAAUACAGGAAUAAAUCAAGAGUUGCUAGAUUCUGUGUUAAUGCCAACUGACAAAUCUGAGACCAAAGAUCACUAUAAUGUGUAUCUGAUUGAGAAACUGAUCAAAAUCAUCACGCUUAGCUGCCAGAAGGGUAGCAGAGUGCGCCUGGCUACGCUAGAGAUGAGCAUUCUCUUACUCAAGCAGCUGGUCUACAGGAAGGGCAAGAACUUCCUACAAGACCGACAUCUGGCCUGCAUUGAAGGUGCUAAAGAGGAGAGCGUCCUCUUACUGAGGGUUUUCUACAAGAGCGAAGAGAUUUUCCUUGACAUGUUUGAAGAUGAGUUUCGAGAGAUGAAAAGCCGGCCCCUGAACGUCGAGUACCUGACGAUGGAUGCCUCCAUCCUUCUUCCACCAACUGGUACGCCGCUGACUGGCAUCGAGUUCACCAAGAGGCUUCCGUGUGGCGAGGUUGAAAGGGCAAGACGGGCGAUUCGAGUAUUCUUCAUCCUGCGUGAUUUAUCAUUCACCCUGCGGGGAGAAGUCGAUAAUGAUCUUCCAUUAACUAAGCUGUCUGAAUGUGUUCAUGUCGGAGAUGUUUUAGAUCUCAACAACAGUGAUUUGAUUGCCUGCACAAUAGUAUCAAAGGAUCGAAAAGAACGCCGCUUCCUAGUGAUAGACGUCCUCCAGUUGAUUCUUGUUGAGCCAGAUAUCAAGCGUCUUGGGUGGGGCGUUGUGAGAUUUGUGGGAUUCCUCCAGGACGUUGAGGUCUCCGGUGAUAAAGAGGACAGUCGCACACUACAUGUCACCAUCCACAAACCAGCCACGUCAAGCCAUGCCCGUCCCGUGCCAUUGCUAGCAGCGCGAUUCAUAUUCGAUGACCAUAUACGCUGUAUGGCAGCAAAGCAGCGAUUGAGUAAAGGUCGUCUGAAAGCACGCCAGAAGAAGAUGCACAUGAUUGCCAGGUUGUUAGAGUUGCCGACGCAUGUUGCCGAUUCCAUGUACCAGAACUUUCCCGGGCAAUACGGCCCUGGUGCAGCAAUGCCAUCAAUUCCAGGGAAAACAGAAGGCAAGGCCACCAGUAAAGGUCGCUGCCAACCAGUGAUGUUCAGUCGGCCGGAGAUUGAACCAUUCUCUGCCAGCGAUCUACCGUUGAACAAGUCUAGUCAACAGCGCCCCGUUACACGUCCCCUACCCAUUAAUCUACAGUCGAAGCCACAGACACCUGUUCCUCCUGAUUCACCAGAGAUUGAAGAAGCACAAGAUGCCACAUCGCCGUCAGCUUUUGCUUUCCAGUCGCUCAACAACAACCACUCGGAGAGUACUGAAAGUCGUGGGUCACACAGUCGCCAAUCAUCAGCAGGCGGGUCAAUGAUACAGGAGAUUCCUUUGGAAGAUCUCUCAAAGAGGCAAAGGGCAGACGGAGUCGACCAGACAACAUUAUCUGGCAGACGUGGAAGUAUCCCGGUGCCAGAGACGAGUAAGAGACGUGUUUCACUGCCUGGUGGGCCGACAGAAAAUGUCAGGAAGCGCAGCAGUUCUUAUAGCCCCCGGCGUCCACAUCACACGGCGUCUCCUCGAAGCUCUAGUCCUCGUCAAAGUUCACACCAGCAUCUUGAGGAGAGGUCGUUGUCCAUGUAAUGUAUGCCUUGAUGAACACUCGUCGCUAAGUGUGUCAUGACCGAGUAAGAACACCAUUGGGGCAGCUAGCUUUAGUCACUUUUCCACUGCAGACGUCUAGCCUUUCAUUGGGGGAAAAAGUAUAGGUGACUGCUAAGUCAUCAAAUAUAUAGCAAUGACUUAGUGAAUUACAGUAAUAAACGAAAUAAGUGGAACUGUUCUUGUGUUUGGAUGCAAUUGUGGAAGGGGAAGUUGUGAAGGGACGUGAUAUUCGUGCUUCCCGGUGAUAUGAAUUAAAAACUAGUGAAUGCUUUUACUGAAGACUUCAUGUACAUCUGUCUGCACUAGGUAUUUAUGUACAAAAUUUAAGUCGGGGCAUUUACUAGCCUUUUUUCAUAUCGCCGACUAUCUCUGAAGCAGACACUGAGCCAAAUGUUAAAGGUUAUGGCAAGUAAUGAGAUCAGAGAAACUGGAAUGAAAAAUUGUUGGCUUGAUCCACUUCUGUGACUGAAGUUUGGUAAAUCUCUGAUUGGAUAUUGAAGGAGUAGAAUGUAUUCAAAAUGAAUCUUUUUUUUGUCACCUACAUGCAGUAUUUUGAUGGACAAAGGGGCCUUUUGCAAUGGACGCUUGCCUUGCUUUCAAAAUUCUUUGGAUCUGAUGACGUGCUGGUUGGCCAUCUCUAUUCCUGAUUGUGGAAUACUGCUACAUUGAACUUGCUUGACUCUGUGCCCUUGUGCUGGUGGUGUUCUCUUGGGCGUGACGCGGUGCAUGUGGGCCAAGGGAAGGUUUCAAUAUUUAGCUGUAGAUAUUGUUCAAGUGAACUGCUGUGGUGGAGCACCCCUGUUUGCCCGAUUCCUACCAUCUCAACCUUGUGACUUGUUGAAAAAGGUUUCUGUUAGAGAUUUGAGCGCUUUUGUGACUUGAUCACUAAGAUGUUUAAGUUUCAAAUCUUCAAACAUGGAAAGUACCGUGCCACAAAUUGGAUCCGCCACCCAUUGCAUCAAAAUCAAUGCAAUUGAAUUUAAUGAGCCUUUUGUAAUGUCGUUCGAGAACUUUCGAAUGAAUGUGAUAUAAUGCCAAAUAGUCAGAUCAAUACUAGUACACCUACUGACAGCUACAAUGCCUGUUUUUUGUGAAGUAUCAGGCUUGGAUGGAAAUCAGAACAAUGUGUAUUUUUAAAUAGGUUGGAAAAAUUUCCACUUGGGGUGUAUCAGACAGACUAAAUUGAUCUGGUCUGUGCAUGCCCAUGUGACAUCUUUCAUCGGUGAAAUGAAAGCAUAUAUUUGCCGAAAGAAACUCAAUGAAGCAUGGUUCGUGCAUUUUUUGUCACUGGUAACCCCCCUCCCCCUCCCUCCACCAUUGACCUGUGACAAAUGACCUCAUUUUGACUCUUUCAUCACCUUGGUAACUCUUCACUAUCCUCUGUGAAUCUUCCUGUGGCCCAUGUGAGUGUGUCCGGUAUCAACCUUGUGAAUAUUUACAUACUCAUUAGGAAAACACUGUGUCUGUUCUACUAUGCCAAAGACCCAAAACUUCAAAGGCCUACUUUGGUUUAAUUUGACUUACUUAUCCCUUAUAGUGUAAUCUUCGAAAUGGGUAAAACAAAAUGCAUGUAAGGUAGGGUGGUACAGUUAGAGCCGGGGUACAAUUAUAGCCACCAUGUGCAUAAAUGUGUACUGUCUGCUGUGUUCCACCUUACCUUACUUGUACACCUUUUGCAUUGAGCAUUCAUCAAACAUGUUCUAGGUAUACGGGUCAAUAAAGGUAUGGAGUUAUCCUAAUUUCUGUAUUGUAUAUUCUUAUAUGUGGAUGCUAGUCAAAAAAACUGUACCUGUACCGUUUGUUUGUGCGAGUGCCCAAAGCAUUGCGCAGACAAGCAAUUUAGAUUGUUGCAACCUGCGAUUUUUAAUCACGGCUAUGUGCAACAAAAAGAUCUCUUGUCUGCAGGUAAUACGUCUAACCAAUGCUAUUAAAAUGGGAUGACAAUAAAGUUGAGUGGUGUGUCACGGUCUGGUGUACUCGAAACUGCUCACAGAUAUGAGUGAGAACAUAUUCUCAGUUUUUACAGGGUGGCUCAGAACUUGCCUAAUCAUUUCACAUUGUGUUUUCUUUAAUGAUAUAAAGCAACUCUAGCCAAUUGAGGAGCAUGUAUAGCCCUGGCAUCCCCACCUCCUCUUUAUCCCUACAAAUCUUGUAUUCUUGCUUCAGUCUCUGUAUAAACUCCUCUGCAAUUUCAACUUUGUCAACUUUAGACUGCAUUUUGUAUUCCAUGAUUCUCCUCAGGAUUUGUUAAAAUAGUGUUUUAAAGGAAAAAAGUUUGGAUGAUACAUCAUGCACGAAUAAAAUAUGAGUUUGGCACCAAACCCUAACAGGCAGGAAAUAAGCUAUUAAAGAUAUACAUGUACUUGGGCAAUGUAGUUGGUACAGAAUGGCCAGAAUGCAUUUUAUUUGCAAUUUCUAUCAUCCAAGCUUUUCAUUAUGGCUGUUCUCGUGGCUUUAGUAGCACCCAGUGCCGUUACCCUUCUGGUGAUAAUAAAUUAAUGAAGAAUUAAUGAUGGUAUGUGUAAUAUUCACCCUUUUGGAAAUUUUUCUUUAACGAUAUUAUCUAAGGAUCUUGUUGCGGAAUGCAUUUCUUGGAAAUCCUAAAAUUUGGAGCUACAUAUUGACAUGAACUUUUGUCCCAUUAGAAACUCACCAUUGCCUUGGCAUUAUAUGACAAGUUCAUUGAAAUUUUCCAUUCGGGAAACAUGGGUUUGAGUUGAGGAAGUUAUUGGAAAGUGUUCAAGCGGGUAUACUCUUGUUUUUUUUAUGUGCACAAACGUCAUGCAAAUCUGAUCGUGAGGCUUUUCAUUCAUUUGAAAAAAACUUUUGAAUGCAGAAUAUCAAACACAAUACAAGCAUAAAUCUUACGUAUGACAGUUUUUACAAGUUUAUCUUGUUUUUUUAGUCUUAUUCAUCUCAUUGACGAUGUCUCCAUGCGAUAAAGUACAUGUACUAUACAAUCAACCCUUUCUUGGUUAAAUCUUUCUGAAAAUGGAGAAAUGAGACAUUGUAUUUUCAAAAUUAGGGUCAUCUGCAGGGAAGUAUCCCCUGAAUAAAGUCUUGCCUUAGAAUUAGGUUGUCAUCUCUGUGUUUUUUAACUCUGUCCAUAGGUGUAUGAUAUUGUUCAUUCAAUUCAGCUAAAUAUAUUUUGUCUGAAUAUAUCAAUGAGGCCUUAAGAUAGGUAGAAAGGUAGGCCUAUUAUUUUUGAUUUGUCAAUUCUGCCAAGGGCUAUUAAUUGUAUUGAUUUGACAAUAGCACAUUGGGUGUCUUUGCAUUUGACACUCCUAGCAUUUUUGCUAAGUCUGGCGUUAUGCCUAAAGCGGGGGAUGGCUCCUUGUGAUUUAUUUCAGUAGCGUUGUGAUAGGGUGAAGUCAGUCCUAUUUUUGGUCUAACCUGCUGACAGGGGAGGGGGAUGCUGGACUUGCGAUUGAUAACUAAGUCGUCCUUACAAGCAUACCCCUUAGACCUGCAGCUACAAAAAAAACAGUUGCAGCUUCAUCCUUAGUCCAUUGUUUGUAAAAAUUGCAUCGGUGGAUGCCGGCUUUAUUUGGGUAAAAAGUGGUUGUUGUUAAAUUUUGUCAUGGUUGUUAAGUUAUUGUAAAUAUAGAUUGUAAAUUAUGAUAAAUUUGAUGGCAUUAUUAAAUAUACACAAAUACAUGAAA
Messenger RNA from Lineus longissimus, 7069 nucleotides. RefSeq names its product protein CLEC16A-like. The record is from RefSeq and is a predicted model, not a curated record. The transcript is spliced from 25 exons. Gene Ontology annotation, cellular component: endolysosome membrane; late endosome. The coding region runs from base 72 to 3386 and encodes 1104 amino acids. NCBI's taxonomy places the organism in Eukaryota, Metazoa, Nemertea, Pilidiophora, Heteronemertea, Lineidae. Gene Ontology annotation, biological process: regulation of autophagosome maturation; endosome to lysosome transport; endosomal transport.